Puntigrus tetrazona (Sumatra barb) is the source of this 3684-nucleotide messenger RNA. Its product is annotated as N-acylneuraminate cytidylyltransferase B-like. The record is from RefSeq and is a predicted model, not a curated record. Gene Ontology annotation, molecular function: N-acylneuraminate-9-phosphate synthase activity. Lineage: Eukaryota; Metazoa; Chordata; Actinopteri; Cypriniformes; Cyprinidae. Gene Ontology annotation, biological process: carbohydrate biosynthetic process. The coding region runs from base 115 to 2448 and encodes 777 amino acids. The transcript has 14 exons.
GCUGGCCGUGGGUAGGGUGGAGCUAUUCUUUUUCUUUAAAUUACAGCAUAACCUUCUUUCUGGCCCCUUUACUUGAAGCCUCAUAAUCAUAAAUUAUAAAGUAAAGUCUAUAAAAUGGCUGCUGAGUUUGAACUUUGUCCCGGAAGACAAAUCGGGGGCUCCAACCCCUGUUUUAUCAUCGCUGAGAUUGGACAGAACCAUCAAGGAGACAUAGAAAUCGCAAAAAAAAUGAUCCGAAUGGCCAAGGACUGUGGAGCUGAUUGUGCCAAGUUUCAGAAGAGUGAGAUCGAACACCGAUUCACCAAACAUGCUCUGGAGCGUCCCUACACGUCCCCUCAUGCCUGGGGAGCGACCUACGGCGCUCAUAAACAACAUCUGGAGUUCAGUCACCAGCAGUACAGAGAACUGCAGCGCUACGCCAACGACAUCGGCAUCUUCUUUACAGCAUCAGGGAUGGAUGAGAUGGCCAUAGAAUUUCUGCAUGAAAUCAAUGUGCCAUUUUUCAAAGUUGCCUCAGCGGACACAAACAACAUCCCUUACCUGGAGAAAACAGCCAAAAAAGGUCGUCCCAUGGUGAUAUCUAGCGGAAUGCAGUCGAUGGAGACCAUGCGCUCUGUUUACCAAACCGUCAAGAAGCACAAUCCCAACUUCACUUUCCUGCAGUGCACCAGUGCUUAUCCACUGCCACUAGAACACGUCAACCUCAACCUGAUCCCUGAGUUUCGGAAGGAGUUUCCAGACAUUCCCAUAGGAUACUCUGGACAUGAGACGGGCAUCUAUGUGUCUGUGGCUGCAGUGGCACUCGGGGCAAAGGUCCUGGAGCGUCACGUGACCCUGGAUAAGAGCUGGAAAGGGAGUGACCAUGCAGCAUCACUGGAGCCUGCCGAGUUGGCGGAGCUGGUGAGAGCCAUCAGGGCAGUUGAGGUGGCAAUGGGCUCGCCAAUCAAACAGAUGCUGCCCUGUGAGGCUUCCUGUCACAGCAAGUUGGGAAAGUCAGUAGUGGCCUGUAAGCCGCUGCAGAAGGGAGUGAUGUUAACUCUCGACAUGCUGACAGUAAAAGUGGCCGAACCACAGGGUGUGAGACCAGAGAACAUCUUCAAACUGGUUGGCAAGAAAAUCACGGUGGACCUGGAGAAAGAUGCCACCAUCACUGAUGACAUGAUAAAAGUCACUUCUCCGGUGUUGGAGAGCAACGGGUUCUCAGAGGCGAGUUCGGGUGUCUGUUACCCGUCCAGUGGACGCUCUCACCGGGCGGCUCUGAUUCUGGCCCGCGGUGGAAGUAAAGGAAUUCCGCUGAAGAACAUCAAGAAUCUGGCCGGUGUUCCUCUGAUCGCGUGGGUCCUGAGAGCUGCCUUGGAUUCAGAAGUCGUUGACAGCGUGUGGGUUUCCACAGACCACGAUGAAAUUGAGCGCGUGUCGAGAGUCUGGGGCGCAAAAGUUCACCGGCGCAGCUCUGAAGUUUCCAAAGAUUCGUCCAGCUCACUGGAGACCAUCCAGGAGUUCCUCCAACUGAGACCCGAGGUGGACGUUGUCUGUCACAUUCAGGCCACGUCUCCAUGCCUCCACCCUCAUCACAUCAGAGAAGCCCUGCAGAUGAUCACCGAACAGGGUUGUGACUAUGUGUUUUCAGUGGUUCGCAGACACCAGUUUCGCUGGGAGGAGGUGGACAAGAGAGAUGGUAAAAAUCCAACUCCUCUGAACAUUGAUGUGGCACACAGACCGCGGAGACAAGAUUGGCCUGGGGAGCUCUACGAAAAUGGCUCUUUCUAUUUUAGCACGAGAAAGGCUUGCGAAAAUGGCCUUAAACAGUUGGACAAGAUCGCCUACUAUGAAAUGCCGCCGGAGUAUAGCGUUGAUAUCGAUGUGGACAUCGACUGGCCCGUCGCUGAGCAGAGGGUUCUGAGGUUUGGCUAUUUUGGCCGAGAGGAGAACGCGGCGGUCAGGCUGUUUCUGUGUAAAGUGUCUGGCUGUUUGACGAACGGACAGAUAUACACGUCAGCUUCUGGAGAGGACCUUGUGGCCAUCAGUGCUCGAGACGUGGCAGGCAUACGGAUGCUGCAGAGGGAAAAUAUAGAGGUGAUCCUCAUGUCCAGCGUGAAUGAGCCGCUCUCCAGGGGUCUCCUGAAGAAGGUCUCCCAGCAGGCCGGCUGUGGACUCUGCUUUGGAAAGAAGUUUGAGGUGAAGCAGCUGAUGGAAGAGAAGAAGCUGCGGUGGAAUGAAGUAGCCUUCAUGGGUUCAGAGUGUGAAGACAGAGAGAUCCUGUCUCAGGUGGGGCUGAACGGCGUCCCGUGCGACUCGCCUGUGGCGAACCUCAUCGCUGCGAAAUACACGUGUCAGAGACCCGCCGGAAACGGAGCAGUUCAUGAGUUUGCCGAGUACAUACUGACGCUGAAGAAAAAGUGCUUCCUGGACGUGCACCAGGAUCGCAUUGACAGGGCCAAUUUUUAGAUUCCAGUUUCUAUUUCAUAUCUCUCAAACAAUGCCUUGAAAUAAAGAAAUUAAUUUCAUAAAUGAUACGUUAAGUUGCUCGGAAAUUACAGCAUAGAUCAUAAGCUAUAAUGAUAAAAUAUUUCUCAUCUGCGGUAAACAAAACUUUUAUUUAGAUUUUGUUUUUGGAAAGUUAUUUCUUCAGAGAUGCUUUGUGGGUGUAAAGCCAUGCACAGUAUUGAUAUACUGGGCCACUAAUAUAGCUUUCAUAAUUAAAUUUUUUUGUAAUUCUGUAAUAGUGACAGCAAUGGUACUGAAGGCAAGGUUUUUUCAUAUAACCAAUACAUAACCAAUGCAACAAUUUGAUAUAUAUAUAUAUAUAUAUAUAUAUAUAUAUACUGUAUUAAAUGAAUGUCAAAGCUCUCAUUUUCUAAAAGGGACAGGAUCAAAACAAUGCUGAUACAUAUAAUCAGUAGAACAUGACUAGUCUCAUAUCCUUGUAAAAUAACAAAGAUUUAUAUAUAUAUGGUCUUGGGCAAAUUAAGAGAAAAUUCUGAUGUCACUAAAGCAUUUUAAGAAAAAAGGGGCUGUAAUAAAUAAAUAUCCUGACUCCUUUAGUUACUGUGGUAAUUUCCAUUCUUAAAAAUCUGGGUAAAAGUGUCUGUGAUACUGCUUCUGUUCUGUUUAAACGUCAAGAGUUACAAUGGGAUGAAGAAAAACGAACAAUCAAUGUUUCCAGCUUUUCACAAAUGCAGCAAAAAUACAUCCUUCAUUAAAAAAAAAAUACACUUUGUAGACAACAAAAUUAAAACAACAAUGCCUGCGCAAAAUAGAAGACAGAGAGGUAAAGCUGCUAAAGGCAGUUCAACAUUGCAAUAAAUGCAAGAAAACUGUUUCAUGUCCAUCCCAAAAUAUUUCUAAGUUUUGUAGCGUCAGUCUCUUUCAUAACUUUGCAGGUCGAUGUGGGAAAGCUGCCUUUAAUGACAUGCAAGUCAGUCUCUAAAGCCAUUUCUUGACGUAUUUAUACAUAUUUAGCAUUCCCGGUGUGGUAUGUGUUGAAUAAACACUCUUAUUUGUUCAGCGCAGCAACCUCGGGAUCCACCUUAGGCUUUCUUACCACAUCUUUAUGCUGUUUUACCCCAUGUAUCUGCAACCUGUGUUUGUUACUAUUGCCGUCUAGUGGACAAUAACAGGAACAUCAACUUAUUUAACGAAAUGUGAAUAUACCAUAUUAUCAAUAAAUAAGAUAUUAAGCGA